This is a messenger RNA of Enterobius vermicularis (human pinworm), 558 nucleotides long. Lineage: Eukaryota; Metazoa; Nematoda; Chromadorea; Rhabditida; Oxyuridae. The record is from the annotation of a GenBank genome assembly.
AUGCGUGGUAGCAGAGCAUACUGCCGAAUGCAGUCUGCUCCAAAUCCGAGUCAAGGCCCACUCCCGAUUAAUUCGCAGAGGCCAACGAGUUCAGAUCCUUGUGCAACUAUUGCGCAGUGUUUAAUGCUUUAUCACAUGGGACCUGAUGAGGAGUUCGGGCGGAAGGCUAUUGAAAGUUUGAUUAAAAAACUGAAGGAUAAAAGAGAUGAGCUGGAUGCUCUGAUAAUGGCGAUAACUUCGCACGGAAAAAUAGCUGCAAAUUGUAUCACAAUUCCACGUACUUUGGAUGGGCGCCUACAGGUCGCUGGCAGAAAAGGUUUUCCUCACGUUGUUUAUGCGAGGAUAUGGCGAUGGCCUGACUUACACAAAAAUGAACUGAAACAUUUACCGAUUUGUCGAUGCGCGUUUGAUUUAAAGUGUGAACAUCUUUUUAAAUUCACAUUGACAGAGGGGUGUGGGAGUCGUACAGAUCCGUUCUUUGUUGUGCAGAAGUUAAAGGGCUUGGAAAACAGCUCAUUUAGAGCCUUCCGGGAGACGGAUAAUCACGGACAAGAGUGA